AGGGAGGGGAGGGGCCGGGCCUUCGGCAGCAGUAGCGGCAGGGAGUCCUCCGGGUGGCCGCUGCUGCCGCCUUGCUUCUCAAGCAUCAAGCCCUCCUCCUCCUCCUCCUCCAAGCCUAGCACCGGCAGCGCCCACGGGGGACGGAAGUGUCCUCAAGCCGUCCCCGACGGGCCUCCGCCCGCUCCCUCAAAGCGCUCGGCGCUCCAGGCAGGUCCCCUCCUCCUUGCCUUCGCUUGGUCCUUCCCCAGCGCUAUGGCGGCGGCCGAGCCCGGCAGUAACGGCAGCAGCGGCGGCGGCCGAUACCAGCAGUUGCAGAACGAGGAGGAACCUGUUGAAAAUCUGCCAAUUGUAAAUGAUUUUCCACCACCUUACAGCAGCAUUUCUGGAGAGAAUUCAGCUUAUUUUGACUACAAAGAUGAAGCUGGGUUCCCUAAACCUCCUUCAUAUAAUGUAGCUACAACUCUGCCUACUUAUGAUGAAGCAGAGAGAACUAAGGCAGAAGCUACUAUUCCCUUAGUUCCUGGAAGGGAGGAAGAGUUUGUGACACGGGAUGACUUUGAUGAUUCCGAUCAAUUGAGGAUAGGAAAUGAUGGCAUUUUCAUGCUGACUUUCUUCAUGGCAUUCCUUUUCAACUGGAUUGGAUUCUUCCUCUCUUUCUGCUUGACUACCUCAGCAGCAGGAAGAUAUGGGGCUAUUUCUGGAUUUGGUCUUUCUCUCAUUAAGUGGAUUCUGAUUGUCAGGUUCUCUACCUAUUUCCCUGGCUAUUUUGAUGGACAAUACUGGCUGUGGUGGGUGUUCCUUGUAUUAGGAUUUCUUCUGUUUCUCAGAGGAUUUAUCAAUUAUGCAAAGGUUCGGAAGAUGCCAGAAACAUUUUCUACACUCCCUAGGACAAGAGUUCUCUUUAUUUACUAAAGACUAAAGUCUUUUGGCAACAUUUUCCUGCUUUAAAUGAAUCCUCCCUCAAUUAAUAUAUGGACAUCUGCAGGAAAUUAAUCAAGACUCUGGACACCCACAAAAGAAAGAAAGUAAUUAAUCACCUGCUUAAAAUAAAUAAAGUUUUAUUGGAAAAAAAAGAAGCAUUUCUUUCUAUUUGUUUUUAGAUGUAAAAUUUUAAUAGUACAAUGCAAACUCCUGUAAUCAUUAAAUCAUUAGUGGCUAAUGUUUGAAACAACUCUUGCAAUCAAGUCUGUGAUGUUACUAAUAAUGCCUUAUUUAGUAUUUGUAGUCUUUUAAAUAGCAUGAGCUAUUGCCCUGUAGCCAGAAGGGGUCAGUCUUGCUUUUUUUCCCCCCUUAAAAUGAGCUUGGAGUAUACUCUCUUAGUGUAAGAUACUGUAAUAAUGCUGGCCAUUGUGAAGGGAUGUUCUUGGAUCUAGAAACUUGUUUUAACUGUAUUUCUGCACAUAAUAUGUAUCUGUUAUUAAAUAAAAUGAUAACAACUUGGAAGUAAAGUGUACAUGCACAAUCUGAAUGUUUUUAAAGAAUAACUGAGAGUAUGGCUAAGAAGAUGGUAGAAAGAUGUAUUGAUUUUUGGUAAUAUAUGAUAAGUCCUUUAUACAAUUGUACUAUAUCCAUUUUGGCUUGGGAUCCUUGCAGUAUAUGUUGGUAACGUAAAAUUCAAAUAAUUUGAUACUGCCAUGUGUAAAAUUAGACAAUUAUGUUUGAUGAUUUUAGGGUCUUAAGAUAGUCUCUUUACUAAUUAACAUUUCUUGUUUUUCUAAUUUAUGUUACAGUUAAAUAUAGUUCAUUGUAUGUUUCUGUGAUUUCUGCAAAGCAGUAAUUCAGAAUUCUAUUGUGUUAAAACUGUAAAUAUAGCAGAAUGUUAAUAAAUGUCACUUACAUUA
This is a messenger RNA of Ahaetulla prasina, 1841 nucleotides long. RefSeq names its product Nedd4 family interacting protein 1 (gene NDFIP1). NCBI's taxonomy places the organism in Eukaryota, Metazoa, Chordata, Lepidosauria, Squamata, Colubridae. Gene Ontology annotation, cellular component: perinuclear region of cytoplasm; endoplasmic reticulum; Golgi apparatus. Gene Ontology annotation, biological process: positive regulation of protein ubiquitination; ubiquitin-dependent protein catabolic process; vacuolar transport. Gene Ontology annotation, molecular function: WW domain binding. The coding region runs from base 253 to 912 and encodes 219 amino acids. The record is from RefSeq and is a predicted model, not a curated record. The transcript has 8 exons.